Molecule: messenger RNA, 505 nt
Organism: Ilex paraguariensis (yerba mate)
Lineage: Eukaryota; Viridiplantae; Streptophyta; Magnoliopsida; Aquifoliales; Aquifoliaceae
Source: the annotation of a GenBank genome assembly
CUCUCUCUUUAUCUCUCCGGAUCUGCCUUCAAGGUCUCUCUCUUCUCCAAAUACUCCGAUUCUGUGAUCUGCCAAUCAGGGGAGGGUUUUGUUACAAAUGGCCGAACGAAAGGAAAAACAGCCAGUUUUCAUCAAGGUUGAGCAGCUUCGCCCUGCAACUACUGGGCUUAACCUCAUUGUAAAGGUUGUGAAUGCAAAGAUGAUAUUGCAAAGAGGUCGUGCCGAAGGAACUCAAGGACGCCAAAUGCGGCUUGCUGAAUGCUUGGUUGGUGAUGAGACUGCAAUGAUUGUGUUCACUGCUAGAAAUGAUCAAGUGGACUUGAUGAAAGAUGGUGCCACAGUAAUCCUGCGCAACGCCAAAAUUGACAUGUUCAAGGGAUCAAUGAGGCUUGCAGUGGACAAGUGGGGCCUUAUUGAAGUCACCGAGCCUGCCAAUUUCUCUGCGAAGGAAGAUAACAAUCUGUCGCUGAUUGAGUUUGAACUAGUGAAUAUUGUCGAGGAGUGA